UGUUUAAAUCGCUGUAUACAAGUUCAACUCAAGACAGAGAUGGCGGAUCAAUUCGCAUAUGCUAACAUGCAACAAGCGGGCCAAGCUGGAUACCCUUCUUUUCACUACCCAACAGCGAGUGGUGACCAAAAUGCCCAGUUGCUCCAAGGCUAUGCACUUACCCAACAGGGGAAUCCGGCUGCCGGAGUUCCAGGUUCAAUGUUUGGGGCUCAGUCAGCUGCCUCGUAUAAUUUUGACCAUACCGGUUCCUGUUACAGUCAAUCUUCGUCUAUUCCUGUAUGCCAAGUGGAUGGCUCACAGGUUUCCAUGCAACCUGGUGCGGGGGGUUUCGCCUAUCCUAAUUUCUCUGGAUCAUUUAACCAGUAUCCAGGAAUGGGGCAAGGUAUGCCUCCUGGACUGUCAGCCGUCCAAGCAGGCUUCAGCACUGAUAUGCAACAGUUUGGCCCGCUUAUGGCUAAUGCAUUUGGGCAAACAAUGUCUGCUAAUGGAGCAAUUUUAGAGGCUAUAGCACAUGAGCAAGGACUUGCAGGUUUUAAUCCAGUCGCUUUUCUCCAAGACCCAACUGGUUCGAAUUCGCGGGGUGGAUUGGGCACUGGAAGAGGCAGCAGCCAAAGAGGUGGAUAUAACAAAUUUGGCGGUUCACGAUCGGGAUCCAACCUACCCAGUGUUACUAAUCCUGAUGGCCUCCGCGAAGAUACAAUAUUUAUCAGUAACUUGCCACAAAACAUUGAUCACGAAGUAAUGAAGUCUCAAUUCGGGGUCGUUGGAAAAAUUAAAAUCAACUCAAAAAGCGGCAUGCCUAUGAUAUGGAUAUUCAAGGAGAAAGGCAUACCGAAAGGGGAAGCACUUGUGACUUACGAAGACCCAAGUUGUGUUCAGUCAGCGAUCCAAUGGUUCAAAGAGCACGAGUUUUUGGGUAGGAAAAUCGAAGUCAAACAAGCCAUUAACAGUCAGCGACCAGUUAUUAUUCCUCCAGGUGGUGGUGGUGGUUUGCUUGGCGGAAAUGGGAACGGACCCAACAACCCCGCAGCUGCUCUGGCCGUGGCAGCUGUUGCUGCAGCUGCCAGUGGAAAUACUGUUGCCAGUCUGAUGAAUAAUAGUGCAGCUGCUGCUGCCAGUCUUGCUGCUCUCACAGCCAACAAUCCUCAACUUGCUGCCCACUUUGAGUCUAAAGAGUAUCCUGGCAUGGGUCGUGGAGCUAGCACAGCAUCACGAGGAGCUCGUGGAGCAGUAACCAAUGGUUCUGCUGGGAGGACAAAUGUCGGUUCAGCACAAGCAGGCUCACGAGAAGGUGACUGGAGCUGUCCACAAUGUGGUAAUAUCAACUUCUCAUGGAGGGAGCAGUGCAACAGGUGUCAGUCUACACGUUUAGGUGAUGGGUCCAGCAAUACUGAGGCCAAUGGAAAUUCCAGAAAUAAUGUGAGUGCUGUUAGCCGUGCUGCUCAACCCCCUGCUGCAACUAUGAAUUCCGUUUCUCAGCAGAACGCGCCCGGGUUUGGAAGAGGGGGUACAAUGAGUUCAACUGCAGGUGCUAAUCGAGGUGGACGAGGUGGUGGUCCCAUGCGUGGAAGUAGUGCUGGUACUGGCCGAGCACGUCCAGCACCCUAUUAAACUAUCUGAAUGUAUGCUUCUUGAAAGUUAUCUUGAAGCAUUCCUUGACGUUUUCAGGAUGCAUUUCAGGUCCCUGCUGUCUACACUUAGUAUCUCUGUUGUCUCAUUAACUGUGGAUGGUUUACGAAUUUAUAUUGUAUUUGAAUUGUGUAAUUAUGGGUCAUUUAAUUCAGCAGUCGUAAUAAUCUUGACUUCAACUGAGUUACUUUCGAUCGGGUAUCCGUAACAUAUCUUCUGAGGAACAUUAAGCAACAGUCCUAAUCGAUGCGUCACAGUUUUCACUUAUUUUGUGGAAGUAGUCUAUUUAGUUUGUUAUACUUGAAGUUAGUUUUAGAGCUUGAGUUCAUUAGAUAUCUUAGUGUCAUUAAUGCAUCUGUAGCCGCGGUUUCUUUUGCUGUAGUUGAAAUUGCUCUGUUUAGUAAGAUGUAACAUUUACUAGUGUUAGACUUUCUCGGAACCGAGUUUUUUUGUUACAUGCUUUUUGUUUCUUCACUUCACAAGAUUUCAAGAAGCAUUAUAUUGAUAUCGCUAAGAGUUAGGUUUGCGAAAAAAUAAUAUUCCUUUCAUAUCAACAGCUAUUUGAAUUAUUAACACAAGGUCUGAGGUUUAUUUAUAGGUUGUUUUCAGAAAUGAUUUGUCAACCAAACAUCUAAGAAGUACCUUUGUCUAGAUUCUAACCACCCUUCUUUGGUAUGGAUUUAUCCUGCUCCAGAGGUCCUGGAGCUAGUUUUCGUCCUUGGCAUUCGUCAGGGUAUUUUGUGUUGACAAAACGACCAUCUUCGUCAACCUGAAUUAAUUUGACGCCAGACAUAUAUGGCAUCUAUCCUAAAUAAAAUGGUAUACUCAUUACUUCCUGGAAUUUGAGAAAAUCGUCAACUUCUCGUUUCAAGCCUAAAUUGUUUAUCCAUGAGAUCUUUUGAAGAAUACACUUAGUAACUUUGACACCUGUUCAUUUUCCUAGCUUAUCCAUAACGCCUAUGCCAGUUCAUUGAGCAUCACCAUCAGAGAAUAUGAAUAUAAAUACUAGCUUUGAAAAUUCACCAAGUCUUCACAAACCCCAAAUUAAGAAAUAUAAGUUUUAUAUGACUUCGUAAAGUUGAGUGAGUACAUUUACGAUGGCCUUGAUUGAAUAUUCUGUUGCACAGGUCAGAGUGCACAUCUAGGAAAGAUGAAGUAUAAGAUGGA
Molecule: messenger RNA, 2796 nt
Organism: Heterobilharzia americana
Lineage: Eukaryota; Metazoa; Platyhelminthes; Trematoda; Strigeidida; Schistosomatidae
Source: the annotation of a GenBank genome assembly